Molecule: messenger RNA, 3405 nt
Organism: Trichoderma breve
Lineage: Eukaryota; Fungi; Ascomycota; Sordariomycetes; Hypocreales; Hypocreaceae
Product: proteasome/cyclosome repeat domain-containing protein
Exons: 4
Coding region: 1-3405 (1134 amino acids)
Biological process (GO): regulation of protein catabolic process; proteasome-mediated ubiquitin-dependent protein catabolic process
Cellular component (GO): nucleus; proteasome regulatory particle, base subcomplex; proteasome complex
Molecular function (GO): enzyme regulator activity
Source: RefSeq, a predicted model, not a curated record
AUGCCUGGCUUGGUGUCGGCAACAGGCGUGCUCGCCUUCCUGGCCGACGAGGAGCCCGAGCUCCGAGUCUUCGCCCUGCAGACGCUCAACGACGACAUCGACACCGUCUGGACCGAGGUCGCCGGCAGCUUGAGCCAGAUCGAGGCCCUCUACGAGGACGAGUCCUUCUCCGAACGCCAGCUGGCUGCCCUUGUGCUUGCCAAGGUCUACUACCAUUUGCAGGCCUACAAUGACAGCAUGGUCUUCGCCCUGGCUGCGGGGGACCUGUUCAAGAUCGAUGCCCCCGGCGAGUUCGAGGAGACCAUCAUCUCCAAAUGCGUGGACCAGUACAUUGCCGCCACCUCGGCCAAGCAUGCCGUUCCCAAGGCUGCUAAACCCUCCGACCUGCCUGAGCUGUCCACAACCUUUGCCAGCUCAACCGAAGGCGCCGUCAUGUCCCCCACGACUCCCUUCUCUCACACCACCCUGCCACCCAAGUCUCUACUUUCCCGCGCCUCCAUCGACAAUACCAUACUAGAUGCCACUUUCCAGCCUGUGACAAAGCAAGGUCGCUCGGGCUCCAUCACCCAGCUGCCCAACAACGCAGCUGAAGCCUCUCUGCAGAGGAUCAUUGAUCGCCUGUUUGAGAGCUGCUUGAAACAAGGCCGGUACAGGCAAGUGGUCGGUAUCGCCGUCGAGGCCAAGAAUCUCGACAUCCUCAGGAGAGUCAUCAAGCGUGCCAGCGAGGAUGAGAAGCUAUCCAAGGUCAAGGGGCCAGAGGGACAGCCAGGGCCCGCCGAGGAGCUGAUGGAAUACAUACUGGGCAUCUGCAUGGACAUCGUCCAAGAGAGGGCCUUCCGCACUGAGAUUCUGCGGUUGAUUCUCGAUCUUCUAAGCGAAAUUCCGAACCCCGACUACUUUGCCAUUGCGAGAUGUGUCGUCUACCUCAACACCGACGAGGAGGCUUCUCGCAUGCUGCGCAGUCUCGUUGACAAGGGCGAUCGUACCGCUAUUGCCAACGCAUACCAGAUCGCCUUUGAUCUGUAUGACAAUGGCACCCAAGAAUUCCUGGGCAAGGUCCUGUCUUCUCUCCCUUCAGGAGAACCGCCAAAGAAGGAAGAGGCCGAGAGCGGCGACAAGGCCGAAGAGAGCGAGUCGCUGCUAGAGAACCAGCAGGCUGCGCCCGAAGAUGAGCUCCCGGAAGACGUGGCCAAGGUCUACCGCAACAUCCGAUCCAUCCUCGACGGCUCCAAGACUAUUCGUCUCAACCUCGAAUUCCUCUACCGCAAUAACCACACUGAUCUGAGCAUCCUCAACAAGGUCCGAGAUAGCCUUGAGGGCCGCAACUCCAUCUUCCACACUGCCGUCACCUUUUGCAACGCCUUCAUGAACCAGGGCACAACAAACGACAAGUUCUUCCGGGACAACCUCGAGUGGCUCGGAAAGGCAGUCAACUGGUCCAAGUUCACCGCCACCGCUGCCCUCGGUGUCAUCCACCGUGGCAACCUGUCUCAGUCACGAAAGCUUCUUGAGCCAUAUCUGCCCAAGCAAGGUGGUCUUAGCAAUGGUUCCAUCUUUAGCCAGGGAGGAGCUCUGUAUGCCUACGGCCUCAUUCACGCCAACCACGGUGCCGGUGCUCUGGAAUACCUCAAGAUGCAAUUUGGCCAGGCUGAAGAGGAGGUUGUUCAGCACGGUGGCGCUCUGGGCUUGGGUAUUGCCGGUAUGGGUACCGGCGACAGCGAAAUCUUCGAGAAGCUCAAGGAGGUCCUCUUCCAAGACUCUGCCCUCAAUGGUGAGGCAGUUGGAUUGGCCAUGGGUCUCAUCAUGCUUGGCACUGGAAACGUCAAGGCUCUCGAGGACAUGAUCACCUAUGCUCACGAGACAACUCACGAGAAGAUUGUCCGCGGUGUCGCUAUCGGCAUGGCGCUGAUCAUGUACGGUCGCCAGGAAGGCGCUGACGUGUUGAUUGAGGGCCUGCUCAAUGACCCGGAUCCCACUCUGCGAUAUGGUGGUAUCAUGACCGUUGCCUUGGCCUACUGCGGCACAGGCAGCAACAAGGCUAUCCGCAAGCUGCUUCACACUGCCGUCAGCGAUGUCAACGACGACGUUCGCCGAAUUGCCGUCAUGAGCUUGGGUUUCAUCCUCUUCCGUAAGCCCGGCAGCGUUCCCCGCAUGGUCGAGCUGCUGUCCGAGUCCUACAACCCUCACGUCCGAUAUGGUUCCGCCAUGGCGCUGGGUAUCUCUUGUGCCGGUACUGGCCUUGACGAGGCCAUCGAUCUCCUCGAGCCCAUGAUGAAGGAUCCCACCGACUUUGUUCGACAGGGUGCCCUCAUUUCCCUGGCCAUGAUUAUGGUUCAACAGAACGAGGUUAUGAACCCCAAGGUGGCUUCCAUUCGAAAGACGCUCAAGAAGGUGGUUGGUGAUCGCCACGAGGAUGCCAUGACCAAGUUUGGUGCCGCCCUUGCUCUGGGUAUCAUUGAUGCAGGCGGCCGCAACUGCACCAUCGGUCUGCAGACUCAGACCGGCAACCUCAACAUGGCUGGCAUUGUCGGUAUGGCAGUCUUCACCCAAUACUGGUACUGGUUCCCCUUUACCCACUUCCUGUCCCUGAGCUUCUCGCCCACUUCUAUCAUCGGCCUGGACCACGACCUGGAGAUGCCAGACUUCAAGUUCCACUGCGCCACCCGCCAGAGCCUCUUUGAUUAUCCCCCCGAGCAAGAGAUUAAGACCGAGGAGGGCCCGGCUCUUAUUGCGACGGCCAUCCUGUCGACCACAGCUCAGGCCAAGAGAAGAGCUCAGAAAAAGGAGCGGGCUCAGCGUCACGAAAGCAUGGACAUUGAUAGUGCCCCCGUAAAGAGCGGAGACAAGAUGGAAGUGGACGAUGACAAGGUCAAGGAGGAGGGCAAGGACAAGAAGGAGUCUGACGAUAAGGAGGCAGCUUCUACCGACUCCAAGAAGAAGCCCGAGAAGGAAAAGGUCGGAUACGAGUUGGAGAACAUGAGCAGAGUCCUGCCUGGCCAGCUCAAGUACAUCAGCUUCCCAGCCGGCCGAUACAAGCCAGUCAAGAAGCCAACCGGUGGCCCUCUUCUGCUUGACGACACUCAGCCUGAUGAAGCCAAAGCCCUUCUGGAGGAGAAGUUGAAGAAGGUUACUACUGAGCGUGCCCCUGUGGCUGGACAGACCCUUGAUUCCGGUAGAGGUCUCUCUGGCGUCAACCCCGUCAUGGAGCAGCUGCUGCGCAGCCAGGGACGAUCUCCCUUUGGCCUCGUCGACCCUCAGACUCCCGGAGGCGCUGACAUUGGCUCGGGCGCAGCAGCAGCCGCCGGAGUGCUUACAGCGGUGGAUGAGGAUGGCGAGGGAGACGAAGAGGCCACUGUGCCCAACGCGUUUGACUACUUUUCCGAUGGAGAGGAUGAGGAGGAGUAA